AUGGAGAAUGGAUCGGUGACAGCGGCGGACUCCAAGUCUGACAAGAAGACGCUGUCAGUGCAGUGGAAGGCCCAGCAUGCUUUGGUCGUCGCCUUCUUUCUGCUGAUCCUCACAUUCCACGCGCUUGCCAUCUACCUCUUCUGCCGUGGCUUCCUUCUCUCCCGACUCGUGCUUCAAGACCGAUCCGAAUGCGCCGUACCUCCCAUAUCACUCGCCCAUAGAGCAGACCUCACGCCAGGAUCGCAAGAGCGGGGAUGUUGGCAUCCAAAGUCAUUCGAGAAAGCCGUGGUAAUCGUCGUGGACGCGUUGCGAUACGACUUUACUGUUCCCUUUCAACCCAAGCCUGGACACGACCAACCACACCACUUUCAUAAUGCAUUUCCCAUCCUAUACGAGACAUCUGUCAACGAGCCGCAAAACGCCUUCUUGCGACCUUUCAUCGCGGACCCUCCGACCACGACGUUACAGCGAUUGAAGGGACUUACGACUGGUACAUUGCCCACUUUCAUAGAUGCAGGAUCGAACUUUGCGGGAACAGCGAUUGAUGAGGAUAAUAUUGUGGAGCAGCUAUACAAAGCUGGCAAGAAGGUCGUGCAUCUCGGAGACGAUACAUGGCAUUCACUGUUUCCUGGAUACUUUGAGCCGAAUUUGACGAGGCCGUAUGAUUCUUUCAAUGUCUGGGACUUGCAUACUGUGGACAAUGGCGUCAAUGAAGAUUUGUUUCCUCUCUUGGAUGCGUCGAUGAAAGGUCGGUGGGAUGUCAUCUUUGGACACUAUCUGGGCGUUGAUCAUGCUGGACAUCGAUAUGGCCCGGACCACCAUGCGAUGACGGACAAGCUGAAACAAAUGGAUGAUGUAUUUCGACGGCUUGUCGAUCAUCUGGACGAUGAAACGCUGCUCGUGGUUAUGGGAGAUCAUGGCAUGGACACCAAGGGUGAUCAUGGUGGCGAGUCUGAUGACGAGGUUGAGGCUGCGCUGUGGAUGUACUCCAAACGUGGGAUCUUUGGCCGCAAAGACGAAGCAUCGAAGCACCCCCCUUUGACUGCCAAAGAACGGCCUGUAAAUCAAAUCGAUCUGGUACCCACACUUUCGCUUCUCCUCGGUCUUCCCAUCCCUUUCAACAAUCUCGGGCAGCCUAUCGAAGAAGCUUUCCAUGGGUCCAACGAUGUGAUGAAACCUGAUUAUGCCAACCUGGCGGAGGUCAGUCGCUUGACUGCGGCGCAAAUACACCGAUAUCAAGCAAAAUAUGCAGACGCGCGUAAGAUGGGCGAAGACACUCUAUCAGCAGCCGAAAAGCUAUGGAAAGUGGCCAAUGCUGAAUGGAGCUCAGCGACAGCUCAUAAAGCUUGGGAGGCGUUUAUGGCUUACCAAACGGAGAACUUGCGCGUUUGCAAAUCACUUUGGGCGCGGUUUGACCUUGUCAGCAUGAGUAUGGGUAUUGUUGCACUACUGGGCACAUUCGCAGUCGUGCUCAUGUACGCCCAAGGCAUUAAAGGCGAUCGUGCUGCCCUCACACCUCCUCUACUUGGCUGGGGUCUUAUAGGCACUACAGCUGGCGCAAUUACUGGGGCGGCGUUAGGCAACCUGCCAAACUUCAAUCUGAUUCAGCUUGUCGCAUUUGGAGCUGCGAUCGGAGGCAUCAUCGCAACCUUGCUUGGAUUUAUGCCUGCCCGAGAAUUGCUGAAAGUGCCAGUACCUACAACGUUCUGGGGUAUGCUCAGCACAUUGGCGACUCUUCUACUUUGCGUAGGAUUUGCGUCAAACUCAUUCACGAUAUGGGAAGAUGAGCAACUCCUUUUCCUGCUCUCCACUUUUGGAGUAGCUAUGCUCGGAGCAUCGCUUGGACAAACACAUCCGACAGAUCAAACGCAGGGAGCAUUGAAUGCCAUUUCGUUCCUGGUCGCAACACGACUGAGCUCACUGUCCCGACUAUGUCGAGAAGAGCAGAUGCCGUUCUGCAGGUCAUCGUACUAUGCCUCCGCAACAUCUUCCACGUCCUCCAAAUGGCAACUUCUUAUCCCGUUUGCUGUGGCAAUCUCGCUCCCAUACAUCAUCAUACAGUACUUCCAUCGAUCGGCCAAUUACCAUGGGUCUGCCGUGAUAUGGAAUGGAGUAGUCCUGCGACUCGGUUUAGUUGGUGUCGCGAGCUUCUGGGCUUUGGAUGCCGCAGAUGACGGCGACUGGUACCCCGACAUCUCAAAAUCCAUCCUCAAGACUGGUCGCAUGUACCUUGCUCAGGGUGUCUUGGUCGUCGCCGUCGCUGCCGGAUACGGGACUUACAUAUUCGCCUCACCACUUCUCAUGGUCAAGCGUGAAGAGAUCAACGGAGCUCCAAAACCGAAACCCAAACUCAUCAUCUACGGCUUCAGCAACACGCACGGCACUCGCUACCUUCUCCUCCCAUGCGCCUGGAUCCUGGCCCUCCUCCUCUUACAAAAACCCAUGGGCCAAGGCGCCCUCGCCCUCUGCUUCCUCCAAAUUUUGAACCUCCUCGAAAUCAUCGACGCAUGCAAUCUCCGCCGCUCCCCACUCGCACCCAUCUUACUCGCCCUCCUCGGCUCCUUCCACUUCUUCAAAACCGGCCACCAAGCCGCUCUCGUCACCAUCCAAUGGGAAUCCGCUUUCAUCCCGCUCAAAUCCGUCCUCUACCCCUGGAGCCCCCUUCUCGUCGUGCUCAACACUUUCGGCGCACAGAUUCUAUGCACCAUCGCUGUCCCGGCCGUCGUGUUGUGGAAAGUCCCUCCCCGAUCCCCCGGGGUUUUGGGAAGGGUUGCGGGAGCGCUCGCGACGCAUAUCCUGUUCUUUUCGGCUGUUGCGCUCGCGACGGUUGUGGAGGCGGCGUGGUUACGCAGGCAUUUGAUGUUGUAUCGGGUCUUUAUGCCGAGGAUGUUGGUGGGUAUUGUGGUUUUGUUGUUGGUUGAGGUUGUCGCGGCGCUGGUGGCGGUUUGGGGGGUGAGGUGGAGUGUUGUUAGUGUUUUUGAGGUUUUUGGGUGGCCGGAGUAGGAUUCUGGGGGGUUUGGGGACGGGUGGAGGGUUUGGGUUGGGGAGUUUAAGAGGGGGAGGAGGUGUGUUGUUGAGUAGAAGGAAGUGAGUGGGUGAGUGUAUGGGUGGGAUGGGAUGGGAAUGAGAGGAGGAUGGUGGUGGAUAAGGUGUAUAUGUGUAGCUGUCAAAAGAAAGCUUCUAUACUCGUCCUUUUUCUUUUCC
Pseudocercospora fijiensis CIRAD86 is the source of this 3204-nucleotide messenger RNA. RefSeq lists its product as uncharacterized. The record is from RefSeq and is a predicted model, not a curated record. Gene Ontology annotation, cellular component: endoplasmic reticulum membrane. Gene Ontology annotation, biological process: GPI anchor biosynthetic process. Bases 1 to 3003 code for a protein of 1000 amino acids. Gene Ontology annotation, molecular function: mannose-ethanolamine phosphotransferase activity. The transcript has 3 exons. NCBI's taxonomy places the organism in Eukaryota, Fungi, Ascomycota, Dothideomycetes, Mycosphaerellales, Mycosphaerellaceae.